UUGACAGGAACUACACCGCAGAUACCCAAGCGACGCUUUCUGUUUGUUUGUUCCUAGAAACUUGCCGCUUAAAUGUCCCUGCCUUUUACUAGAUACUGCUGGGCACUUUAUUUCAGAAUAUAUUUGAAAAAAUUCAUAGCUCUUAAAUCAGGAGCACAUGGCUAUUUUCAGUAUAAGAAACAAUCAUAGGAGGCGAUAUGUUAUUCUGUUUUUGAGUCUCGCGUGCUUUAUUAUAUACCGACACUUCAGAGGUCCGACCGGAAAGAUAAAGAUAAAUCGAUCAAUGGGUCUGAGGGUGAACUCUUCUCAGUUCACUUUGGGAGGAAAGCCCUUUCGUAUUCUGGGGGGCUCUUUACACUACUUCCGCCUGCCCAGAGCGUACUGGAUGGAUCGGAUGGUGAAAAUGAAAGCCUGUGGUCUCAACACUCUCACUGUUGAUGUGCCAUGGUCUCUCCAUCAACCAGAGAAAGGAGAACUACGUUUCCAGGGAGGCCUUGACAUAGAAAGUUUUCUUCACUUGGCUGCCGAGGUGGGACUCUGGGUAAUUUUACGUCCAGGACCGUACAUAGGCUCUGACCUUGACCUUGGAGGACUGCCCAGCUGGCUUUUGCGUGAUAGAGAGAUGAAGCUGCGAACCACUUACCCAGGAUUCAUAGCAGCUGUAAACAUGUACUUCGAUAAGCUCAUUCCCAAAAUGGUGCCUUUCCAGUUUAAGAAAGGUGGGCCUAUCAUUGCUGUUCAAGUGGAGAACAAAUAUGGAUCACAUGCAAGAGAUGGAAACUACAUGUCAUUUAUCAAAGAGGCUCUCCAAGAAAGAGGCAUCAGUGAAGUUCUCCUAACAUCAGACGACCAUGAGGGUCUAACAUAUGGUGGAGUCCAAGGAGCUUUAAGAACUCUAAAUCUACAGAAAAUGAAUCAUGAUGACAUCAAAUAUCUGGAAACAGUACAGCCCAACAGUCCUGUGCUGGUGAUGGAGCUCUGGACAGGGAGGUGUGAUGGAUGGGGCGGUUUACACCAUAGUUUACCUGCAGAGGACUUGGUUGCCGUGGUAAGAGAGAUACUGCGACGAGGAAUGUCCAUCAACCUGUACAUGUUCCACGGAGGGACAAACUUUGGCUUCAUGAAUGGGGCAUUGGCCAACCCGUCUUACAAAGCUCUGGUUACAAGCUAUGAUUAUGAUGCUCCUCUGUCAGAAGCAGGAGAUUACACACCAAAGUACCAUCUUCUCAGAGAUCUUCUCAGCAAUUUCAACGGUGAAAUCCUCUCUGAGAUGCCUGGUCUCCGCUGGAAAGAAGAAUAUGAGACACACAUAUUCCCACAACACCUCACCCUAAAUGAAUCUCAAAAUCCAUCUUCUUCACCCUCGAGCCUUUCAAAUCUCAAUUCCAAUAUGGAGAAUCUGUCUGUGAAUAACGGUAAUGGCCAGGCGUAUGGAUACCCUCUCUACGAGACCACCAUCACCAGAGGAGGCUCUUUAAAAUCGGGACGCAACAUCCAAGACAGAGCCCUGGUUUACAUUAACAAAAUUUAAACACAAAAAUUUCCAAAAAAAAAUGUAGAAUUGGCUGUUCCUGAUGGAAAGGAGAAACGCACUUUGAGUCUGCUGGUGGAGAACUGUGGCCGUGUGCAUUACGGUAAAGACAUGGACAACCAGCGCAAAGGUAUUGUUGGGAACAUUUUAUUAAAUCAUACACCUCUUAGAGACUUCACAAUAUAUAGCCUGGAUAUGACUACUGACUUUAUUGAUAGCUUGUACAGGGCACCUUGGAAGUCCGUCCCUAACAAACCAAGCUUCCCAGGAUUUUUCCAGGGAAGGUUAUUCGUGAAUGGAUAUCCCAGUGACACUUUCAUGAAGCUGCCAGGUUGGAGUAAGGGUGUGGUCUUCAUUAAUGGCCAAAACAUGGGACGGUACUGGGAUGCUGGACCACAGCAAGCUUUGUUUCUACCAGGACCCUUCCUCAACAGUGGAAUGAACCAGGUGAUUGUGUUUGAAGAAGCAGAAGGGGAUUUUAAAAUCCAGUUUGAAGAUUCUCCUGAUCUGGGAAUGACAGUUGACAUUUAAUAAACAAAAAUCAAGAAUGUUUUAUGUAAUCAGCAUACGGACUGUACUACCAAAUACAAACUCUAACUCUAUCAAAAUGCCUGAACAAAAAUGAAAUGAACA
Molecule: messenger RNA, 2164 nt
Organism: Cyprinus carpio (common carp)
Lineage: Eukaryota; Metazoa; Chordata; Actinopteri; Cypriniformes; Cyprinidae
Product: beta-galactosidase-1-like protein 2
Exons: 19
Biological process (GO): carbohydrate metabolic process
Cellular component (GO): vacuole
Molecular function (GO): beta-galactosidase activity
Source: RefSeq, a predicted model, not a curated record